This is a messenger RNA of Tinamus guttatus (white-throated tinamou), 1638 nucleotides long. It is a transcript of the gene SLC19A2, whose product is annotated as solute carrier family 19 member 2. Gene Ontology annotation, molecular function: thiamine transmembrane transporter activity. NCBI's taxonomy places the organism in Eukaryota, Metazoa, Chordata, Aves, Tinamiformes, Tinamidae. The record is from RefSeq and is a predicted model, not a curated record. Gene Ontology annotation, cellular component: plasma membrane. Gene Ontology annotation, biological process: transmembrane transport; thiamine transport.
UCCGAGCCCUUCCUCACGCGCUACCUGCUGGAGCCGCACAAGAACCUCACGCAGAGCCAGGUGUUCAAUGAGAUCUACCCAGUGUGGACCUAUUCUUACCUGGUGUUGCUCUUCCCUGUGUUCCUGGCCACCGACUACCUCCGGUACAAGCCUGUGGUGCUGCUGCAGGGCCUGAGCUUCAUUGUGACGUGGUUCAUGCUGCUCUAUGCCCAGGGGCUGCUGGCCAUCCAGUUCCUCGAGUUCUUCUAUGGUGUGGGCACUGCCACAGACAUUGCCUACUACUCCUACAUCUACAGCGUUGUGGACUUGAAUUUGUACCAGAAGGUCACCAGUUACUGCCGGAGCGCCACGCUGGUGGGCUACACCGUGGGCUCGGUGUCUGGGCAGCUCCUGGUGUCGCUGGCAGGCUGGUCCCUCUUCAGCUUAAACGUUAUCUCCCUGACCUGCGUGUCGAUCGCCUUUGGUAUGGCCUGGUUUCUGCCAAUGCCCCAGAAGAGCCUUUUCUUCCACCAUGUCUCACGUCAGCAGUGCAGCAGGGAGAUGAAGGUCAUAGACUGUAAAAAUGGCUCUGCUGUCCAAGAUUGUCCUGACAUUCAGAGGACGCAGGGCUGGGAGGAUGAGACAAAAAUUCCCUUAAAUGAGAAGGGGCAGUCAUCACAGAAGCAGGAGCAGAAAGUAGAGAUCUCGAAGGUGCUCAGAGAGCUGUGGGAAGACUUCCUGCAGUGUUAUUCCUCCCGACCCCUGCUCUGCUGGUCUGUGUGGUGGGCGCUGUCAACCUGCGGCUACUUCCAGGUCAUUAACUAUGCUCAGGGCCUUUGGGAGAUGGUGCUGCCUUCCCACAGCUCAGAGAUCUAUAACGGUGCCGUGGAGGCGGUCUCGACGCUGCUAGGAGCUGUCACAGUGGUUGUUGUGGGUCAUAUAAAAACAUCCUGGGCAACGUGGGGUGAGGUGGCACUUGCCCUGUUCUCCUUUCUUAUUGCUGCUGCUGUGUAUAUCAUGGACACUGUUCAUAACAUCUGGGUAUGCUAUGCAUCAUACGUUGUCUUCAGAAUUAUCUACAUGCUGCUGAUCACAAUAGCAACGUUCCAGAUUGCCACAAAUCUUAGUGUGGAGCGGUAUGCCCUGGUGUUUGGAGUCAACACUUUUAUUGCCUUAGCACUUCAGACCCUGCUCACACUGAUUGUCGUGGAUGCCAGUGGACUCGGGUUAGACAUCUUCACUCAGUUCAUGAUUUAUGCCUCUUACUUUGCGGCCAUCUCUCUGCUGUUCCUGGGGAGUGGUAUCUACAGUAUUAUAAGGACUUACAGAAGACGAGAGCAGGUUCAAAGCAGAUCUCCUGAAAACCAUUAGUGCACCGAGGGAAUGCUCUCUGCAACUCUAUAUGAAGUGAUAGGUUUGCUUUUUAAUCUCUGCCUUUACUUCCCAAGGCAGUCACCUUACUGUAUUUGUUCCAUAUUUAUACUAUAUUAGUAUCACAUUUUAGAAUGUAUAUGUAUUAGCUCUUACGUAAGUAAGAACAAAUAUCUUCUUUCUAAAAUGCCUUUUGUUCUUCUGUUGCAUGUAUGGGAAGCGCAGCAGAGAACUUUAAACCAUUUCAAAAGGUGAAAGGCUUGGGAGGUUUUGGUCUAGUGUGCGUGU